CCCUAGCAUACAAGACUUUCGCCAUGUAUGAAAUACUCCGUGACGGACAUUCGGGCAGGAAAUCAUAUUGGGGGUCCGGGACUAAUUCUGCUUGAAUUCUCCUGCUCGCGGACAGCCAGCCCUCAAUAUUCACAGCGUAAUGUAUGAACCCCUGACAUCAUACUUUUUCUCGCUCCAUCCAUUUUCACUCAGGGGUCACCGAGAAAAUACCCCAAGAUGUCGAGCCAGAACCUCUGCCCGCAAUGCGGCUACAAUUCACAAAAGUGUCUCAUCAAGUUCCACCCCGUCAAACUGGCAGGUUCGCGUAUGUCUGAACUACUGAAAUCAAAUUGCCCCCCUCUCGAUACCGAACGUCUUCAGCUGGAGGAAUUUAUUGGUGAAAAUCGUGGAUUCGUAGCCAGUUUGCAGGAACGGGUCAGUCAAGCGCGGGCAGUGCUGGAUGAACUCUUGGAAGAGGAGAGACGCGUUAAGGACAUGAUUGAAUCGUGCAAGACCUUCAUCCAGCCCAUUCGUAGAAUCCCAGAGGGUGUUAUCCAUGAGAUUUUUUCGAAGUUCUGCGAUACUAAAAGGGAGGGAAAGGAUUCAUUGGACAAGAAAUUUGCCCCACUGGUUCUUUCGCAGGUCUGCAGGGACUGGAGGAACGUUGCGGUAUCGACAUCUCGACUCCGGUCCUUUAUAACGCUGGACUUUGACUGGUAUCGUGACGAGCUGGCAUGCCAGUAUCUCCUUCAGACAUAUCUUCUACGUUCUGGGAAGCACGAUAUCACGCUCUCCAUACACAGCAACAGCGAUAUUUCAAGGAGUCAUCUUAUUUCUGUUCUUCUCUUAUGCGCCCCACGGUGGACCAAUCUUUCAUUGUCUAUUCCCUAUGAUUCACUACACGCCUUUUCGGCAGCCAGAGGUUCCGUUAAUCGUUUGAACCGACUUUCCAUUGAGUUCGUUGGCAACGUUCCUGGGUUAAGCGUAAGGUUGGCCAUGUCCGUAUUUAACACCUUCGAGUACGCUCCACUGCUCCGAAGCUUCUCUCUGAAAGGAGUACUCAGAGGCGUCGAGCAGAUGAACCUACCAUGGUCUCAGCUCACCGAGUACAGUGGAAAUGAUUGGACGAGUGGCUAUAUUGAUAUCUUGAAGCGAGCGCAGGAUAUGGAGAGCGCUUCCUUACAAUGCCACGAUGACUCGGAAUUCGAAGGGAUGUUCCCUUCCUUAUCUCACCGACGUCUUCGUGUGCUUCAUGUACACGAAGAGGAAGAGAAUCUGGAUAUAGAAGACAUCCUUUCCGAAGGAGGGAUCGUCCACUUUCUUUUGCAUGUGGAGUUUCCCGCUCUGGAGUCUCUGAAGAUGACGUACGUCCAUCCGUAUAAUGUUCAAGUCCCCAAGUCCCUACUCGGCUCGACCGCGCGCGGCUUGAAGUCCCUUUCCAUCGAUUCGCCAAUCAUCCUUUCUUCCAGAGCACAAGCUGAUUUACUCAACCUUCUCAGAACAACAGUGUCACUUUCGAGCUUCUCAAUGACUUGGUGGUCGAUACAUGCCAACCCUCAAGGCGACGGGUUAUUUUUAUGGCUCAACAGGAACAUCAACCCCGAUGUCGUUCCGAGACUCGCCUCACUAGCUGUCCGGUUUAUAAAUAGAGAGCCGUAUUUGUCGUCUUCAUUCGUUGAUAUGGUGCAGUCUCGGAGGUACGCUGCGUUUGUCGGUACCUUUUUCCAUAACACCGGUAGAGACGAACGUGGCUGGGCGUUGGAAGGAUAUGUGUGAUGAAGGCUUCGUCACUUAUGAGGUCGAGCCGUACUAGCUUUCUUACGUUCGAUUUAAGAACGUAUACAUAUCCAGAGUAUUAUUCGAGCGAGGACAGUGUUGUGUGAGGCGAGGGAUGUGUACAGGUUCAAGUUCACAAAGCUUGGCCAAGGCGACUAUGAAAUUGAAGGCAUACAUCUCUACGGCCUAUGGGUGAGGUACCGAGAGUCGUCAAAACUCAGUUGAGUUACUAUGGGUGAAAGACUCGACGCGUUGAGAUAUUCAUCGCAGACCCGGCGUACGGAAUGUGGAGAGAAU
This is a messenger RNA of Desarmillaria tabescens, 2052 nucleotides long. RefSeq lists its product as uncharacterized. The record is from RefSeq and is a predicted model, not a curated record. The transcript is spliced from 2 exons. Lineage: Eukaryota; Fungi; Basidiomycota; Agaricomycetes; Agaricales; Physalacriaceae. Bases 217 to 1755 code for a protein of 512 amino acids.